Messenger RNA from Ictalurus punctatus (channel catfish), 1851 nucleotides. RefSeq lists its product as uncharacterized. Bases 219 to 1205 code for a protein of 328 amino acids. The transcript has 5 exons. The record is from RefSeq and is a predicted model, not a curated record. Lineage: Eukaryota; Metazoa; Chordata; Actinopteri; Siluriformes; Ictaluridae.
AUUUCUACUGUUACUGUAGAGAAUGCUCAUUGUUGCAGUCCAUCCAUCUCUUUCUUUUUGUCCUGUAACUUAGAAUACAGGAAGUAAGCAGUUAUAAAAAUAACUUUGGAACUUCCACUAUUUCUCGGUAAAGCAUUAUUAGUGCUUGCUAUUGUGAUUUCUCAUCAAUUGUGACCAAGAUCUUAAGCAAGUACAGAGAGAACUGUUGACUGGACAAAAUGAGAAUACAGGUCAUCUUUGGAAUCCUGCUGAUUUUCACACAAGCUGCCAUGGGUUUGCUGUUUCAGGAUCCUGUUGUCUGUAGAUUUAGUGAGAGUAGUCAGUGUUAUGUAGCUCUGGGACAACGACUGCACCUGCAAAUGCCCCUGGAGGAUGGGUUUGAACUAAAGAUCACAGACAAGACAUCUACCACUCGUUUAAUUUUAAGAUAUAGAAAAACCCAAAGUAACCCACCAAAACCAAAUCACCCAAGAUGGCAGUUUGUUAAAGAUAAUAAAACCAUGAUACUAACCAGUGCAGAGAGGAGCGACUCUGGAACAUACACUUUAGACACCUUUGAUGCAAACGGGAAUAAUAAAGGCAGUUAUACUCUGCAGCUGACCACUGAAGGUUUGCUGUUUCAGGAUCCUGUUGUCUGUAGAUUUAAUGAGAGUAGACAGUGUUAUGUAGCUCUGGGAGAACGACUGCACCUGCAAAUGCCCUUGGAGGAUGGGUUUGAACUAAAGAUCACAGACAAGACAUCUACCGAUCGUUUCAUUUUAAAAUAUAGAAAAACCCAAAGUAACCCACCAAAACCAAGUCACCCAAGAUGGCAGUUUGUUAAAGAUUAUAAAACUAUGAUACUAACCAGUGCAGAGAGGAACGACUCUGGAACAUACACUUUGGACACCUUUGAUGCAAACGGGAAUAAUAAAGGCAUUUAUAGUCUCCAGCUGAACAUUGAAGCCAUGGUGUCCUCAGUGAAGGUGUGGUACAGUUGUUUGUGUGCUGAGGUCAGGAAAGCACACUGUUCUGCUGAUGGAGACAACCUCCGCUUCAUCUGGACUGCUGAUUUAAGCACUCUUACACAGCUGGGAACCGCGCACAGCACUUUCCUGUUGGAUAAAAACCAUCAAGGAAACAUUACCUGCAAUAUAGAAAAUCACGUCAGCCAUGACCGCAAGACCAUUGAACUCCACCCAUGUUCCGAUCCGGAAGCUGUGUAAACCUGGAUUAGGAACAGAAGAAGCAGUCCGUGCUUGCUGUCCUCCAUGCCAUUAAUUCAUCCACCCUGAACCACCAGAAAAAUAUAACCAUCUGUUACAGAUGGGUAACAGAGAAAACUAAUUAAAUUCCUCAAUCCACAUCAACUUUUCAAAGAGCAAACUAGCCUCAUGAUUGCUGCAGAUUUCUUGAUGCUAAUUUUUUGAUUUUUUAAUUCAAGUGCUAAUUUUUUGAUUUAAAAAAAAAAAAAAAAAAUUCUUUUAAAUAUUCUAAAAUGCUGCAAUGCAUAAAUGCUGCUGUUAUGAUCAUGCUUUUGUAGAAAUCAUUAUUGUAGACUUUUCUAUAAGUAUAAAUCUACGUUUAAGUGUCUGUUUGAAGGUUGAAAAUAUCUGAUCUGAGUUGUUGCUUUUUAUUCCUUAUUCCAUAUUUUAUUCCUAUAAGGAACAUUAUCCAGUUCUUUUUUAUGCAUAACUCUUAAUAUUAAUUAAGUUAAUAAUAUACUUAAUUUAUACUGGAUUUAAUAUAAUUAAAUCAGUCCACUCAAGACAUUAUGUGAUUAGAAACCAGCGUCUAAAGCUUACCAUGUACAGGGGAAUGUACAAAGAAUGUUCAAAAGCAUUAUAAAGCAAUAAAGAGCAAAUGGUGUCA